GUUCAGACGACACCAGACAGCACAGCCCUGUCGAAGAGCCUCAAGCCAGACAGCCAGCAACCUAGCUUCAGAACUCGACGCACAUCCUGUGUCAAUUGUUACCGGGUGCGGAGAUUAGACUUCUUGUGCGGCUUCACCCAUCGUCCCCAUGAUGGAAAUCCAGCUAUAAAAUGCGCCAAUUCUGUCACUCGUCCCUAUUCUAAGACGCCCUAGGUGGACAUCUAUCUUCAUGAAGUGUUGGGACACAGACAUACUGCAUAAGACGGUGUCUCCCUCCGCCCCCAGCGUGGAGUGGGCAAUACGUGCAGUGAUGGUGAUGCGCUGCCCCACUUUGCUGCUGCUGCUGUUGUGUCUCCAGCCCGUGCCUACCGUCGCAGACUUCGAGAAGACCUGUAACCUGGAGGACCGGCUGGAAGGGCCGGCAGCAGGCGGGAUCUGUGGGAGCAGGCUACCGGAAGUCAUCAGGCUGACCUGUCUCGUCAGGCGGCAUCGCAGGUCCACAAAGGCCAUCAAGGGCAAGACUAUAGGUAAGCAGAGUGAGUUGAAGGACCUGACGUUACACAAGAGCACAGCAUUGUCCUAUUUGUUGAAGCGAUCGAACGGCCUCGGAGAGCAGGGCAUCACAUGCGAGUGUUGCUACAACCGAUGCAGCCUCACUGAGCUUAUGCAGUACUGCUGACGUCACAACCAAUCACAGAUACUGUGAAAGUGUCACGUGAUGACGACAUCCAUUACAUCGCAGUCAUGUGCCUUCAGCAUCCAAGUUCAAGGUCCCGGUUCAUAGGCAGACGGAGCUGCAGGCUCUCUGCUUGCAGUAAUCUGAUAUUGACUUUUACCACUGCCAUCCUGCGUCGUUGUCAUCAACAUGUCGUGCGUCCCAAAAGUCACAUGUGUAUUGCGCAUGCGUGUUCACGUGACAUUCCUGCGCCACCAUAGUCCCUGAAGGUGCGUCAUGCCAACAAGCCUUGUCCUGUCACAUUUGUAAUAAAGUUUGUUGGUAUAAAAUUA
Molecule: messenger RNA, 1008 nt
Organism: Haliotis rubra (blacklip abalone)
Lineage: Eukaryota; Metazoa; Mollusca; Gastropoda; Lepetellida; Haliotidae
Product: con-Ins Im1-like
Exons: 3
Coding region: 230-679 (149 amino acids)
Cellular component (GO): extracellular region
Molecular function (GO): hormone activity
Source: RefSeq, a predicted model, not a curated record